UAGAAGAUAAAAUCACUAUUUCAUUCAAGUUUUGAUUGAUUGAGACGGAGAAAAAAAAACAAAGAAAGGAUCACAGAUUCACAGUCUAUCAAUUACAGCCGCAAGAAUUGGGCCGAAGAAGAUCAAAAGCUCCUAACUUUGGAGCUUGAAAGCGAUAGUGCACUGUACACUGGGCUCCAGAUAAAGGUUGGAUAUAAUUAAGGCUCCAAAAAGAUGGAGAAUUGUAAUGGAUCACUGGCUGUUAAUGGAGGAGCGGGUGAUUCUUCGGGCCUCCAGAUUAUCAAGCACCCGUUGUACCAUGGCUGCAACAAACCAUCACUUUCUUGGCUUGAUAUUCGGGUGUUCUAUAUCAGAUUCAGUAGUUUCAUGGCAGAGGGUUCAACCCCUGAGAGCCUCACUGUAAAACAUUUACCUCUAAGCCCUGAUACACUCCUUGAAGUGAACGGCGCAAGGUGGUGUUCAAUGUACCCAGAAGGAGGAUCUUGCAUUUUGAGAAGAGACCGCGUGGACAAGAAAUCUGAAGAAACCACAUUUGUGAGCACAGACAGUGUAAGGCUAACAGGGAGUGUGAAGUUCUUGGUUUUUGACCGAGAUGAUCUUGUGCUUUCUGGGGUUUUGGAGGUGAAUGGUGGGGAGUCGAAGAACAGCAUGAGAAAAUGGAGCAUGAAUUGCGAAACAAUGAUGAGUGCAGGGUGUGGGUUCUCAAAGGGGAAACAGAUAAAUGGUUCUGAAUCGCAUCAGCCUCCAACAAUUGAAGUUUUUGUUACUGGAUGUUUUUCUGGGACACCUAUCAUCUUAACCAAAAGUUUGCAGCUUCUUAAUAACAGGAAAAAGCAUCAUAGGAAUGGGAUGUUGGGCUCAAUUCCUGAAGAUGGAACAUAUGGUGCACAAAAACAUGAUGUCUCUUCUGGACUUGAUCAUCUGCAGGUAACAGAAUCAAACAGUAGCUAUAAACCAGAAUGUGAAGAAGACGACUAUAACAACACAUACUGGGGAGUGACAGAAGAUUUGGAUGGGGAAGAUGGGGAACUCUCAUGGUUUAAUGCAGGGGUGAGAGUAGGAGUUGGGAUUGGCCUUGGGAUUUGCGUGGGUGUUGGAAUUGGGGUCGGUUUACUAGUCAGUACCUACCAGUCCGCUACACGGGGCUUCAGAAGGCGGUUUGUAUGAAAAGAGAUGAGUGGACAACAUAAGGAACAUUUUUCCUUUGGUAGAUGUGUUGUUUGGCUAACCUUUCAUUUUUCCUGUUUUUGUGUUGUACUUUUCAGCCAAGUUUUUUUCUUUCUAUUUAGACUUGUUUCAGCUGGAUGUUGCUGAGUAUUGAACUCAAAUUCAUGGAACGAAUGUACAAUAACAAAAAAAAAAAAAAAACCUUGCAUUGGG
Molecule: messenger RNA, 1380 nt
Organism: Cuscuta campestris
Lineage: Eukaryota; Viridiplantae; Streptophyta; Magnoliopsida; Solanales; Convolvulaceae
Source: the annotation of a GenBank genome assembly